AUGGAUUCUGCUGCAGAUCUUCGAGGGCGAGGUAGCUGGAGCUAUAGCGCAGCCGAAUAUCCUGUGGUCGCUGUGACGGCCUGCUCUGUUCUCCUAAUUCUAUGGGCGAUCGCUCAUAUCCUUUAUAACAUUUUCCUUCAUCCGCUCAGAAAUCACCCUGGACCAAAGCUCUGGGCCGCAACUCGCGUACCAUGGUGUUGGUAUCAGUACCAAGGCAUCCUACACGAGCGUUUAUUGGAGCUUCAUGUCAAGUACGGUCACACUGUCCGUAUCGCUCCUUACGAACUCUCCUUCACCUCAGACACGGCAUGGAAGACGAUAUAUGGACACAGAUCCGUGGAGAUGGACAAGGAUCCUGUUUUUCGCCUUCACACUCCUACUGGAGCACAGAAUAUCCUGGUGGCCGACCGCCAGACGCAUAUUCGCCAAAGACGACUGCUUUCCCAUGCAUUUUCUGAAAAAGCACUUAGGGAGCAAGAAGGUAUUUUACAAACAUAUGUGAGCAAGCUGUUGGAACAGCUAUCUUUGAGAUAUACUGCAGGACCGCUGAACAUGGUCGCAUGGUACAAUUUCACAACCUUCGACCUGAUAGGAGACCUGUCGUCUGGCGAAAAGUUCGGGUGCCUUGACAAGGGUGAUUACGUCCCCUUCGUCCGCGCAACGGAGAGGAUAGCAAAAGAGCUCACCUUCACCCAAAUGCUAAUCUACUUCGGCGUGGCGGGCGUCCGGCAAUUCUUCUUGCCCAAAGCUGUGGCCGGCCAGCGCGCUCAGAACAUGAAACGCGCAAUCGACACCGUGGAGCGACGAAUCCAACGGGACACUGACCGAAAAGACUUCCUCUACUAUAUCCUCGCCGCCAACGACGAGAAAGGCAUGAGCAGGGCAGAGAUCCAUGUAAAUUCAUUUUCCUUCAACAUCGCCGGCUCAGAAUCAAGUGCGACUGCUCUUUCCGGAAUAACAUACCACAUCCUCACCCGCUCAUCCGCCUACUCAGAACUCAUCCACGAAAUUCGCACCUCUUUCACGUCCGAAGAAGAGAUCACAAUCGCCAGCACCAACGACCUCAAAUACCUCGAAGCCGUCAUUUCCGAAUCUCUCCGUCUCUACCCGCCCGUCGCCGGCACCCUCCCCCGUGUCGUGCCCGCCCCAGGCGAGACCAUUGAUGGCAUCCAUGUACCCACCGGCACCACUGUCGGUGUCCACCACUUCUCUUGCUUCCGCCACCCGGCUAAUUUCCACCGCCCAGACGAGUUUCUCCCCGAGCGCUGGCUUCCGGAAUGCAAAGAUGUUCCGCCGUUUGACAAGGACAACAGGGCGGCGGUGCAGCCGUUCUCAUUCGGUCCACGGAAUUGUUUGGGAAAGAAUCUAGCACGAGCGGAGAUGAGGCUGAUAAUGGCGAAGCUGCUGUGGAGGUUUGAUUUAGAGUUGGUUCCGGGUGGGGGAGGGAGCGGGAAGGGAAUGGGAAUGGGAAAUGGCAAGAGUUGGAGGGAUGGACAGAAGGUCUGGGGUUUUUGGGUCAAGCCACCAUUGAUGUGUUGGCUGAGGCCUGUGAGUAGAGAUUGA
This is a messenger RNA of Endocarpon pusillum Z07020, 1563 nucleotides long. RefSeq lists its product as uncharacterized. The coding region runs from base 1 to 1563 and encodes 520 amino acids. NCBI's taxonomy places the organism in Eukaryota, Fungi, Ascomycota, Eurotiomycetes, Verrucariales, Verrucariaceae. The transcript is spliced from 4 exons. The record is from RefSeq and is a predicted model, not a curated record. Gene Ontology annotation, molecular function: iron ion binding; monooxygenase activity; heme binding.